Messenger RNA from Strongylus vulgaris, 408 nucleotides. The record is from the annotation of a GenBank genome assembly. NCBI's taxonomy places the organism in Eukaryota, Metazoa, Nematoda, Chromadorea, Rhabditida, Strongylidae.
AUGUUAAAUGAAGCAGAUUCAAUCCCUUUACUGCUAGCCACAAAGGUUUUGCAACCAGUUCAAGGAAGGGAAGUGGAUGCAAUGAAGUGUAUGGCAGAGGCUUUCAAAGAAAGGAGUUUAAGUAAAUUCAACAAGUGCCUCAAGGAAUAUAACAAAGAACUGAUGAACGACCCAGUGGUCUCUGCUCAUUCAAGGCAGCUUCGAGAUAGCAUGUUAGAGAAGGAAAUCGCCCGCGUAAUCGAACCCUAUUCGGAGAUUGAUCUCGCCCAUAUCCAACAAUGCGUUGGCCUAACAUCCAAACAAAUUGAGAAAGCCGUGUGUACGAUGCUCUUGGAUAAGAAAUUCUAUGGUGUCAUUGACCAGCAUAAUGGCACCGUGCACGUCUAUCAAAUCCCGCAUCAGGAUAAA